GAGGAAGCGUGACCAAUUCAGAUUUCAGUUGCAGGACAGCUUCUCUCUAGCCAGCUCUACUCUCUUAUCACAGGGACAUUUCCUCCAGGUUUCGGACCCGAUCUGAUUCGGAGAAUCUCGUGACCAUCGCUUAAUUUUAAAAUGGGGAAAAAAUAAAAAAUAAAUAAAUAAAAAAGGGAGAGAAAAAAAUACAUAUAACCCGUCCACCCUGUUGUAUGCGUCUGUUCCUCGCCUCUAUCCCGUCUCCGCCCUUAUCCCUCUGGCGUGCACGGAUGCCUUUACAGCGGACUACAUCGCUUAGGAGGCGUUAUCCGUUCUCAGAGGCUUGAUGAAUGUAGAUGUGGAUACUUUGCCAAGGACAUCGGGGCAGCGUUACAUGAGCCGAGCGCGGGCGCAAUGACUCGGAGCGCGUCUCCACUUCGGGAAAACACUCCUCGCUUUGGGCUUCUUCUAUAAGCAGCUUGGUUUUUAUGUGUGUAUGUAUGUUUGCGGAUGUGUGUGUGUGUUUGGAUGUAAGUGCUGGACUUGGUGCAAAUAAAAGAAAACCGGUGUUUCUCGAAGCGCAUCUCGGUGUGUUGGACGGAGUCGAAGUUAAGCGCAAGAGCUCAGAAACCAAGAGAAGCCGAAAUUAAGGUUGGUGUAUGAAUGAUUGAGCGAGAGCAGAUGACUGAGGUGCCGAGGGAACAGGAGCACUAGAGCGGAGGCUGUCCCAGCUGUCCCGUGUGAAAGAAAGAGCGAGGUGAAAGAGGGAGGACUGAAAGAAAAGGUGCAGCACGGGCCAUCCGCCCCCCUGCAUCGCACAGGAGUGCAGCCAUGGAGCGAGUGCUCUUGUGCCUGUCUUUGUUGGCGCUGCCCAUUGCCGCUAUGCUGUGCCCAAAGCGUUGCACCUGUCAGAAUCUCCUCCCCUCCUACACGGUCCUUUGUGCCAAGACAGGCCUGCUUUUCGUGCCACCCAACAUUGACCGGCAGACCGCCGAGCUUCGGCUCAUGGACAACUUCAUUACCACACUCCGGCACCGCGACUUCGCCAACAUGAGCAGCCUCAUCCACCUGACUCUGUCUCGCAACACCAUCAGCCUCAUCCUGCCCUAUGCCUUUGCCGACCUGCAGGAGCUACAUGCACUGCACCUUGAUGCCAACCGUCUCACAGCGCUGGAUGACACACAUCUGCAAGGCCUGGUCAACCUGCGCCACCUAAUCCUCGCCAAUAACCAGCUGCAACAAAUUUCCCACGGAGCCUUCCAAGACUUCCUAGAGACUCUUGAGGAUCUGGAUCUGUCCUAUAAUAACCUGGUAAAUGUCCCAUGGGACACUAUAGCUCUCCUUGUCAGUGUCAAUACACUUAGCUUGGAUCACAACCUCAUCGAGUUUGUGCCUGAGGGCAUUUUUUCAAACUUGCACAAGCUAGCAAGGCUGGAUAUGACCUCCAACAAGCUGAAGAAGAUUCCUCCAGACCCACUGUUCUUGCGCAUACCAGUUUAUGCUAAAACAAAGGGCUCACCACUAACUGCACUGGUACUGAGCUUCGGUGGAAAUCCACUGCACUGCAACUGUGAGCUGGUGUGGUUGAGGAGAUUGACACGGGAGGACGACCUUGAGACAUGCGCCUCUCCCAAAGAACUAGCAGGGAAGUAUUUCUGGACCAUCCGUGAGGAAGAGUUUGUGUGCGAGCCACCCAUGAUCACACGCCACACUUCAAAGAUGUUUGUUAUGGAGGGUCAAGAGGUGAGCUUGAGGUGCAGGUCUGUGGGGGAUCCUGAACCUACAACACAUUGGGUCAGUCCAGAUGGAAAGCUGAUUGCAAACACAUCUAGAACAACUGCUUAUGAGAAUGGAUCUCUAGACAUCCUUACAGCCACGGUGAAAGAUUCAGGCGUGUUUACUUGUAUAGCAUCCAAUGCGGCUGGAGAGGCCACGGCCCCUGUGGAACUUGUGGUGAACCCGUCACCACAUUACGACCCUAAACUCGAACCUGAACCAGGACCCUCAGACAUGCCCACCUCCAUCAAGUCAAACAGCAGUGGGGGGCAGACACGAGUGGAACAGCGGGUCAGUGUGACCGAGAUAACAGCUACAUCAGUCACAAUCCGCUGGCCUUCACAAAGCCAUAUCCCUGGGGUUCGCAUGUACCAGAUCCAGUACAACAGCUCCACGGAUGAAAUCCUCAUUUACAGGAUGAUUCCAGCCUCGUACAAGCUGUUUCAGCUGAGUGAUCUGGCCUCUGCACGGGACUACGAUCUCUGUAUCUUGGCCGUUUACGAUGAUGGGGUCACUGCACUCACGGCCACACGCCUCGUCGGCUGCGUGUCAUUCAGCACCGAGCGUGAGUACCACCACUGCCGCUCGCUCCAUGACCAGUUCCUGGGGGGCACCAUGAUCAUUGUUAUUGGAGGCAUCAUCGUGGCAUCUGUUCUCGUCUUCAUCUUCAUCCUGCUAAUGAAAUACAAGCUGCACAGUCAGCAUUACAAGCAAAAGGCAGAGCGCGUCAGCAACGUCUGUUCACAGACCAACGGCGGCCAGCAAGGAGCAGCAUCCAACCCUCCACCACCCAGAUCAUCUUCUUCCUCCGCUUCAGCAAGUAAACCAUCCAUGCUUCUCAGUCAGGAGAGGCCAGAGAGUUAUGGUGCUCAGGAGGGAGGCUAUGGGGCACUCAAAGGCACCACAGUGGUGGACUUAAAUCCAGAAUACGGCAAGUCAGUCAAGGAAGAAGACUCAGUAUCGCAAUAACACAGGGUCAAAUCCCAUCCCCCGUCCUCUCCUCCUCCUUCCCAUCUUCUGCUUUUUUUUUAACCUGGUGCUGGGGUGUCUCUGCCUUACUGAGGAUUUCCUUAUGUCCAAGGCAAAUUCAGUCUAGAUGGAAAAUUAAAUUGCCUUGGAUUGGAGCCAAUACACUCCUGGGAGGAGAGGUGGGUGGAAGCCAGUAACUGUUUUCAGUCCCUUAUGCAAGCUUCUUAACAAACAAUGGAUAUUAAUGAGCCUGUAUGGAGCAUAUGGGCAAAAUUUUGUCCUACACCUAGGCCAUCACUCUUAGAGAAAAAUAAUAUGAAAACAUGACCAUUACUAUUGGACCAGACGAGUGAAAACACAUCACUAAUGGAAUCUGUCGCUACUCUUUCACAAACCUGUGGAAACUAAAUGGACGCCAUGAUUCAUUCAUGCUAUUCAGUCACCGUAGGAUGUCCAGGCUGCAGAAAAUGCAGAGUCAAAGGAAUGUUCUGAAAUAUUUCACAUUUCUGAAUGGAAUGUGAAAUGUUCCAAUUUGAUGCAUAACACUCCGUGGAAAUCUAAUAUUCACACACGCCAUUGAAGUACAGACAUACUGAUAGCAAGUAUCCAUUUUGGUGUACUUUUGGGGCACUUUAUGAUAUUCCACUCUUCUAUUCUCUCUCAAUUUUCCCCCUUACAAAGGGAACUGGACAUUGGACAUUUAUUCAACUGGUAAUCAGGCAUGGUUGUACAAGAGAUUUGUUUUGAAAAAAAAAAAAGAAGAAAAGAAAA
This is a messenger RNA of Hemibagrus wyckioides, 3498 nucleotides long. RefSeq lists its product as uncharacterized. The coding region runs from base 814 to 2727 and encodes 637 amino acids. Gene Ontology annotation, molecular function: protein binding. The transcript has 5 exons. The record is from RefSeq and is a predicted model, not a curated record. NCBI's taxonomy places the organism in Eukaryota, Metazoa, Chordata, Actinopteri, Siluriformes, Bagridae.